AUGCAUAAAUGCUUUUUUUGCAAUUACAUACUGAAGUUGAUGCUACGUAAAAAGAAACAAAAAAAAGUUAUAGAAAAAAAGGAUAAAGUAAAUUAUAAAGAAAAUAAAGAAAACGUAAUGAAUUUUGAAAAUUUUCAUUUUACUAAUAGUAGUGAAAUAAAACAUAAGAAAGAUAACAAAAUUAGUAAGGACAUGAAUAACUGUAGUCAAAAUGAUAAUAUCAAAAAUACUGAUUAUGAUUAUAUAAACAAUAAGAAUAUCAUAUCCCAUUUAAUGAAUAAUUUAAAUAAAAAGAAUGAUGUGUAUUAUUACAGUUGUAAUUAUAAAGGAAAAAAUAAUAAAAUGACAUACACUGAUAAACAUUAUCCUUCUAAAUUAAUGCAAAAAUAUAAAAUAAAUAAAUCAUCAAAAAGAAUGCGUAAAGAAUUGUUUAAAAGAAUAAAAAGUAACACCAAUUAUUCAUUGGAUAGACAAUAUUAUAAGCUUAUAAUGUAUUAUAGAAUAAAAAAAAAGAUAAAGAAAUGUAUUAAAGAACUGAUGUUUUUAAUUCAUAUAUAUUUAUCAACAAAAAAAAAUAAAAGAAUUGUUAAUUUAUUAUUUCAUCAUUAUAAUAAUUACAAAGGACAAAAUAUAAAAAAAAAACCAAGAAAACAUAAAAAAAUAAAUGAGUAUUUCUUUUUGUGCAAAUUGUCUAAACUUAUAUUAAUAAGUAAUAAAUUAAAAAAUUUUGAUUUCUCAAAUAUUAAUAAAAGAAAUAAAAUAGAAUAUUUUUAUAAUAAUUCUAUCAUCAAAAUUCAUAAAAAUAUCUCAGAAAAUUUAAAUAUUGAUUUCAUAAAGAAGUAUAUAAAAAAUAUGAAAGUGUUGGCGAAAAGAAGAAUUAGAAAUCGUGUAAUGAGAAAAACAAAUGUUUCGUAUAUACAUAACAGUAAAAUUGCUACGAUUAUGAAAAGUAUAAUUAUAAAAAAUAAAUACAAAAACUAUAUUAGUUGCAUAAAUAACAAAUAUCUAAUGAGAAGAAGAAACAUAUUGUUGUAUAAUAUGGAAAAAAUAAGAAGAUAUAAUAGUUGUAUUAAUAGUAACAUAUGUUACAAAGAGAAUAAUAAUCAUUAUAAUAAAAACAACCAUGCUGAAAUGAAAAAUACUAUUAAAGAUAAUAUUAACAAUAAUUGUAGUAAAAAUAAAAAGAAUGUUAAUAUCAAUUACAAUAAUAUAAGAAAUAACAAAAUUUACAAAAGGUAUCAUAAAGUAUGUUAUUUUUAUGAUAAAAUUCAUUUAUAUAUUAAUGAACAUAGUAAAAGAAUGUGGCUGUAUAAUAAAUAUGAUUUAAAUUGUUUUUCUUAUAUAAAAAAUAAAAGUGAAAUAAAUAUAAAUUUCUUUAAUUCAAAUAAUAAGGAAAUAAGUACAAAAUUUUCGUUAAAUAUAAAAAAAAAUAUGCAUGAGAUGAAUGAAAAAAUUAAAAAAAGAGACAUAGAAAAAGAAAAAAAUAAAUAUAAAAACGCUAAAAAUGAAAAUUACUUAAAAAAAAAAAAAAGAAAAAAAAACGUUAGGUAUUUUAAGAAAUAUAAAGUUUAUUCAAACGAAAAAAAAAAAAAAAAAAAAAAAAAAAAAAAAAAAAAAAAAAAAAAAAAAAAAAAAAAAAAAAAAGGGAGAGAAAGAAAAAAAAUAAGCAUUAAAGUUAAAAGACACUACUUAAACAUAAAAAAUAGAAACAAAAUUAAACAAAAAAGAAUAAAAUAUGAAAAAAUAAUUGAAUUGAAAAUUAAAAACAAAGAAAUAGAAAAACUUGAUGAAACAGAAAAUAAAAAUUUUGAUAACUUAGAAAAAGAAUUUAAUAAAAAUGAUAAUGAAAAUUUUGAUAACUUAGAAAAAGACUUUAAUAAAAAUGAUAAUGAAAAAUACGAUAAAAUAAAAAAUGAAAUUCUUGAUAACUUAGAAAAAGAAUUUAAUAAAAAUGAUAAUGAAAAAUACGAUAAAAUAAAAAAUGAAAAUCUUCAUAAUUUAGAGAGAGCAUAUGAUGAAAUAGAAAAUGAAAAAGAAAAAUUUAAUGAAAAAAGUGAAAAAUAUCUAAAUAAAGAUUUUUAUUUUAAACAAAGUGCUGUAAAUGUAGAGGGGGAAAUAAAAAUAAUUGAAAAAAGAAAAAGUGAUGAAUAUAUUGAACAAUUUAAAAAAAGUUCUAAUAAUGAAGAUAGUAAAAAAAAUGAAAUUUUCAAUGAAGCACUAAAAUUGUUUAAUCAUUCUAAAGAAAAUGAUUUAAUACAAACUGAAAAUAAUGACAUUCUUAAAAACGAUUCUGAUAUAGAAUUAAGAGAAAAAAAAUUCAUGGAAUGUUUACAAAAUUGUGAAUAUAUUAAAAAUAACUAUAAAAUGAUUAGAUUAUUAAGAGAUAAUUCUCCUAAUUUUGUUUAUAAAUGUUUUGAUAUAAAUAAAAAAAUUAAUGUAGCUAUUAAGAGUGUAUGUAAAAAAAAACAAUUGUCUAUUAUGAGUUAUAGUACUUAUAUAAACAUAUAUAAAACUAUUCAAAAAAUGAAUAAUAGCAAUGUUAUAAAAAUAUAUGAUUUAAUAGAAAAUCAGUCUCAUUUUUUUAUUAUAAUGGAAUUAUGCGAAGGAAGUGAUUUAGUAGAAUAUGUAUCAAAAGAAAAUUUUUCAUUUGAUAAAGCUAAAAAUAUUAUUUAUCAGUUACUAAAUGGAAUUAAUGCAUUGCAUUUAAAUUCAAUAAUUCAUAGAGAUAUAAAAUUAGAUAACUUGAUGUUUAAAGAUAAAAAUAAGGAACAACUUGUUAUAAUUGAUUUUGAUAUGAGUAUAUAUAUUUAUAGUGAGAAUGAAACUCAAAAAUGGCAAACAAAUAAUUUCUAUGAAAGUGAAACAAAAGAUGUAUUUUGUGAAAAUGAAUUUGAUGUAAAUGAUUCUGAUAGAAAUGAAUGCGAUGAAAGUAAUUUUGAUUUAAAUCAAUUUGAAAAAAUUGAUGAUGAUGAAAAUGAGUUAAAUAGAACUCAUUUUCAUACUAAUAUGUUUGAUUCUGAUAAUCUCUAUACAAAUGAUAAUGAAAAUAAUGAAGAAAAAAAUAACUUAAUGAAAUAUAUUCCACAUAUAAAUAAUUCUAUAAAUAUAAAAAAAAAUAAUGAAACAUCCUUAAAUUGCGAAUAUAUGAAUUUAAUAGAAAAUAAAUUAUCUAUUUACACAGAUAAUACUAAGAAAACAUAUAUAAAUGAAGAAGAAAAAAUUAUAUAUAAUGAUUUAAUUAUUGGAACAAAAGAAUAUAUGUCUCCUUACUGUUUAAAAGGAAUUUAUAGUGAAAAAACAGACAUAUAUAGCAUAGGAGUUACUAUUUUUUUAAUACUUUUUAAAAAUUUUCCUUACUGUUUUGAUGAUAAUACAAUAAAUAAAUGGGAAAAUGAUAUAAUUAAAAAAAAUGAAAAUGUUGUUAUACCAUUCUCUUUCUUGUUUCAUAAUUUAAACUCCUCUUAUUUUAUUAAACUAAUGGAUAUACAUUUAAUAAAUAAUAAUAUUUAUUUUUGCAAAAAUAGUUACUUGUUAGAUAAUGAAUUAAAAGAAAUAGAAAAAAUGGAAAAUAUAAAAAUUGAUUUUACUCAAGUAAAAAUAAAUGUUAAAAAUAUACACUUAAUUGAAAUAUUAAAAAAGACAUUAACACUUGAUAUAGAACAACAAUAUAGUAAUGUAUCCGAAAUUUUAGAAAGUGAUUUAUUUAGAUGA
Plasmodium relictum is the source of this 3711-nucleotide messenger RNA. Its product is annotated as serine/threonine protein kinase, putative. Gene Ontology annotation, biological process: mitotic DNA damage checkpoint signaling; protein phosphorylation. Gene Ontology annotation, cellular component: nucleus. Gene Ontology annotation, molecular function: ATP binding; protein serine/threonine kinase activity. The record is from RefSeq and is a predicted model, not a curated record. NCBI's taxonomy places the organism in Eukaryota, Apicomplexa, Aconoidasida, Haemosporida, Plasmodiidae.